Molecule: messenger RNA, 778 nt
Organism: Impatiens glandulifera
Lineage: Eukaryota; Viridiplantae; Streptophyta; Magnoliopsida; Ericales; Balsaminaceae
Product: PLAT domain-containing protein 3-like
Exons: 2
Coding region: 71-622 (183 amino acids)
Molecular function (GO): protein binding
Source: RefSeq, a predicted model, not a curated record
UUCAUUUAUACAUAUUUAUUCUCUUCCUUAGAGAGAGAAACAAAAACAGAACUCUCUAGAGCCAUCAGCCAUGGCAAGACCAAUCAGCUCAAUUUACUUCAUCCUCUUCCUAUUUGCCGCUUCUUGGAUCAUCGCUGCUAAAUCCGACGAUUGCGUCUACACAUUGUACGUAAGAACCGGAUCUAUCAUAAAAGCAGGAACCGAUUCAAAUAUAACUGUUACCCUUUACGACGAAAAUGGAUGGGGAAUCCGAAUCAACAACAUAGAGUUAUGGGGUGGAUUAAUGGGUCCAGAUUUCAACUAUUUCGAAAGGGGUAAUCUUGAUAUUUUCAGUGGUCGUGGACCAUGUCUUGAAGCUCCGAUCUGUGCUUUAAACUUGACAUCUGAUGGUUCUGGUUCUCAUCAUGGAUGGUAUUGUAACUAUGUUGAGGUAACCGCUACUGGGCCACACAAAGGAUGCUCACAGAAGACUUUCACGGUUGAACAGUGGCUGGCUACAGAUACGUCUCCUUAUGAACUCACUGCUAUAAGGGACUCUUGUGGUGGAUCAGAUGGUGUUAAGAGCCGCAAUGGGAAUAGGGUUCAUGUGAUUAAUGGUAGAGAUGGGGUUUCUUCAAUGUAAGUACAAUUAUCUAUUGUAAUGUUUGUUCUAUUUUGGGAAAGUCUUUUCUGAUUGGUGAGUUUUGUGGCUUUGGAUCCGGCUGAGUUGUGGGUGUGUUGCAUCUUCUUGUGAAGGCUAUUUUCAUUUGCCAUUGAAUAAAGAAUGAUUAUUAAUUUC